Messenger RNA from Chelonoidis abingdonii (Abingdon island giant tortoise), 601 nucleotides. RefSeq names its product histone H4. Lineage: Eukaryota; Metazoa; Chordata; Testudines; Testudinidae. The record is from RefSeq and is a predicted model, not a curated record. Gene Ontology annotation, cellular component: nucleosome. Gene Ontology annotation, molecular function: DNA binding; protein heterodimerization activity; structural constituent of chromatin.
AACCGGAGGGGGCAGGGUGCGGUGGAAAACGGGGCCAAAGCUCCGCCCCUUUCCUUGACAGUUCUCAAACAGGUCUGCUUCAAGACAAUAUACGGGGAGCGCAACGAGCCACAACAACUUGCUUGUUCGGGUUUUCUGGGCAAGGUUGAUCUAAGCAUCAUGUCUGGUCGCGGCAAAGGCGGUAAGGGCUUGGGAAAGGGGGGUGCUAAGCGCCAUCGUAAGGUGCUCCGUGAUAACAUUCAGGGUAUUACGAAGCCGGCUAUUCGUCGUUUGGCGCGCCGUGGUGGUGUAAAGCGUAUUUCCGGAUUGAUCUAUGAAGAAACCCGAGGAGUGCUUAAAGUGUUUUUAGAGAAUGUCAUCCGUGAUGCUGUUACUUAUACUGAGCACGCUAAGCGGAAGACUGUGACUGCCAUGGACGUGGUCUAUGCUUUGAAACGCCAGGGUCGCACUCUCUACGGAUUCGGGGGCUAAGUUCCCAUUCCGCUUCAAAGUUAAAAACGUUUUCAGAAACACAAAGGCUCUUUUAAGAGCCACCCACACUUUCACAAUGAGAGCUCAACUGCUAGCGGUCUUUUUUUUUUUUUUCUUUUCCUUAAACGUG